Molecule: messenger RNA, 3276 nt
Organism: Trematomus bernacchii (emerald rockcod)
Lineage: Eukaryota; Metazoa; Chordata; Actinopteri; Perciformes; Nototheniidae
Product: collagen alpha-1(IX) chain-like
Exons: 37
Coding region: 1-2823 (940 amino acids)
Cellular component (GO): collagen type IX trimer
Source: RefSeq, a predicted model, not a curated record
AUGCAACCGUGGCGUCCAUCGAUGUCUGCGAGCUCCCCUGUCCUUGUGGCUCUGCUGUCCGUCCUCUUUGCUCCAGCUCUUGGACAACUAGACCUCAAUCGUUUGGAUGGCGACACCGUCUGCCCACCAAUGAGAAGCGGACAAGAUGACCUUCCAGGUUUUGAUCUGAUCACCCAGUUCCAGCUGGAUGUGAUCCCUCUGAAAGGAGUAAGGAAGGUUGAGGGUUCGACGCCCCUUCAGGUCGCCUACCGUCUCGACAGGGAGGCCAACUUCCAAAUUCCUACCAUGUUAAACUUUCCUCGCGGCUUCCCUGACGAGUACUCCUUCAUGGUGACUUUCCGCAUGAUCAAGAACACCGUGAGCAAGGUGUGGAACGUCUGGCAAAUAGUGGACGAAGACGGCAACAAACAAGCCGGACUGAGGCUGAACGGAGACCAGCAGGCGCUUGAAUACUUCCUGAUGGGCGCUGAUGGAAACCUGCAGACCGUCACCUUCCCCGGCCUUUCUGUGCUCUUCAACACCAAGUGGCACAAAGUGAUGAUUGGCGUGGAGCGCGACCAGGUCACUCUGUACGUGGACUGCCAGCCUGUGGAUCUGAGACCCAUCAAGGGCAAAGGCCCCAUCAACACAGAGGGAGACACUCUCAUUGGCAGGCUGGAUACCGACCCUGACGCGUCCGUAGUGUUUGAGCUCCAGUGGAUGUUGAUUCACUGCGACCCAAAGAGGGCCCAGAGAGAGAGCUGCAACGAGCUGCCGGCCACCGAGAUGUAUGCCAAUGCUGAGCCUGACAGAUCGAUCCAAGGACCCCCUGGAGUUACUGGCCCAGAAGGCCCCCGAGGGCCCGGAGGAGAGAACGGCAGAGAUGGAAGAGAUGGCCUUCCAGGUUCUACUGGUACUCCAGGUGUUACUGGCAGCAAAGGGGAGAAGGGGGAGGUCGGUCUUCCUGGACAGAGAGGGCUUCCUGGCCUUCAAGGAAUUGGUGGUUCUUCUGGUCCAAUGGGUCCCAGAGCGCCUGUUGGCGAGAGAGGACUUCCUGGCUUUCCUGGACCCGAAGGUCCUCCUGGCCCAUCAAGUGAAGGACCCUCCGGACCAGCAGGGAAACCAGGAAUCCCCGGAGACGAAGGAAACAUCGGGCCUGAGGGUUCACCUGGAACCAAAGGAUCAUCCGGCACCUCAGGGCUUCCUGGCCCUCCUGGUCCACCAGGGCCAGCGGGAGCGCCUGGUGCCGGCAUUGAGGAGAGCGGGGAUCCUUGUCCAGCUGCCUGCCCCGCUGGCCCUCAGGGAUUGGCUGGACUACCUGGUCUGAAGGGAUACACAGGUUUGCCUGGUGAGCCUGGAAAGGAUGGGAUUCCUGGAGAGAAGGGAACAGAUGGAGAGGCAGGUCCUCAGGGGCCACCCGGUCGCAUGGGAGAUGAUGGCGUACGAGGACCCAUUGGAUUCCCUGGAACCCUGGGAGAAAAGGGAGAUAAAGGUCCUCCUGGUUUCAAUGGUGUCCAAGGACCUACUGGCCCACCUGGAGCUCCUGGUGUGGAGGGAAUCCGUGGUCGUCAGGGUUUGGAGGGACCUAAGGGCGAGGAUGGAGCUGUGGGACCUCAAGGAGAGCAGGGUCUUGUGGGAGAAAAAGGAGACGUUGGAGAGUCCGGAAAAGAUGGCAUUGAUGGUAUUCCUGGAGUUGAUGGAGCCAAGGGAGAAGCUGGCACUGCUGGGACUGUCGGUCUCAGGGGGAUUGUGGGUAUUCCUGGCCUGCCAGGGAAGCAGGGAGUAGCAGGACCCGCUGGUGCAAACGGGGACAUCGGAGCUGAGGGUCCCGUCGGGCCAGUUGGACUUCCUGGAAAGAUUGGAGAGCCUGGAGAUAAUGGAGAAGAUGGGAACACUGGAGAGAAAGGAUCCACUGGUGAAACCGGAAAACAAGGGCCACUCGGGGCUGAGGGUCCUUCAGGCAUCGUGGGAGACAAAGGAGAUAAAGGUGACAUGGGAGACAGAGGACUGAAGGGUCACACUGGACACAAAGGUGAUCAGGGGGAUAUGGGACCAAUGGGACCAAAGGGAAGUUUGGGAGACACAGGAAUGGCAGGAGAUCUCGGGAUAAAGGGAGACCAGGGCCCUCCUGGUAUCACUGGACUCAAAGGAGAGCGUGGUGAGAAAGGCACACGAGGAGCUACCGGAGACGAAGGCAGACCGGGUCAGACGGGUCACGGGGGUUUAUCCGGUCCAAUGGGGUCCCGAGGACUGGAUGGAGAACAAGGUCUUCAUGGAACCCCAGGCCCCAGAGGUGUACCUGGUCCUAAAGUGAACGAUGACAAGCUUCGGGAAAUGUGCUCAGUCGUCGUUGAAGAGCAACUAGCAGAGUUCAUGAGGGAGAUGCUGAAGAGGCCCUCAGCCCUUGGUGCCCCUGGUACUCCUGGACCUGUAGGAGCCUCCGGACCCGAAGGAUCAGCUGGACCAUCAGGAGCAGCAGGGGCCCCGGGGUCAGCAGGGGCCAAAGGUCAUCCAGGCUUCUUUGGACUUCCAGGCAUGCCAGGCAAGAACGGUGACUCUGGGGAAAAGGGAGAUAAUGGAGUCAAGGGAGAGGACGGGGUAGGAAUCAAAGGAAGCACCGGAGAACCAGGUGCACAAGGUGCAGCAGGUGUUCCUGGCGUUGGAAAGGACGGCAAAGAUGGACAACGCGGUGAGACAGGAAACCCCGGAGUCCCAGGAGCCUCCGGUCCAAGAGGGCCUUCAGGGCCUCAGGGGCUUUGUGAUCCUUCGACCUGUAUCAGCAGGUCUAUUCCCCCGUUCUACAUGGUCAGUGGAAAGAAGUCCGCCAGCUACAGAAAACCAUGAGACAUCACCACUGAGACACACUCCAGAUCUCAUCCUGCAGUGACCAGGGCUUCUUCAGAAGAAAGCCCCUCAAAGUCUCCAUCUGAACCGUGGAGCUAAGAGACGCAAAGGGAAACAGAGACAAGGCACAAUUGUAGAAUACUGGAAAGACAUUUUAUCACAUGUUGAAAGAAAGCUGCUACUGACGCCGAAGCAACUUGUUUGACAGACACCCACGAGUCUUCAGAAAAACCAAUAUCAGCAUUUUGUAAAGUAUUUUAAAGCUACACCCUCUCUGAUUUUCUCUUAUGAAUAUACUUUUGCAUUCCUCGAAUAAGCUCUCUGAAACACAUUGCUUCUACUCACAGGAUUUGGUAAAGUGGAACUAUGUUCUGAGUCUGUUUCCAAAACAAAAAUCUAAAAUGUCCCUUCAAGUGCAGAGCUGAGCUGAGAUAUCCAACAAUGUGCUUUUUA